AUGACUCAGAUGUUUGCAAGCGGAUUCUUCAAGUUUAAAUUACUAUUACUAUCUGAUGUGUCAUACCAUGAAGUGUAUGCACAGGGUAUGAUCUUCCUUGCUACCUUUGAAGGCUUGACAACACCCCUCUCGUUCCUUGCCCAUGCCCUGGCUACUCACCUCGAUGUCCAGAAGAAGCUGUUUGACGAAAUACACUCAGAGGACCCGACGUGUGACAAAAUACAGAAGAUGGAAUAUCUUGAUCACGUCAUCAGGGAGAUUCUCCGCCUUUACCCUCCUUUCACAUUCAUUGGUAGAGAAACAGCAAACACAGUUACCAUCAAGGGUUACACUUUCCCCGAAGGGUCAACUGUUAUCGUACCAUUGUUGGAGAUACAGAGAGACCCAGACUACUUUGAUGAGCCAGAUACCUUCCAGCCCGAUCG
Messenger RNA from Haliotis rubra (blacklip abalone), 425 nucleotides. Its product is annotated as cytochrome P450 3A11-like. The transcript is spliced from 4 exons. The record is from RefSeq and is a predicted model, not a curated record. Lineage: Eukaryota; Metazoa; Mollusca; Gastropoda; Lepetellida; Haliotidae. Gene Ontology annotation, molecular function: oxidoreductase activity, acting on paired donors, with incorporation or reduction of molecular oxygen; heme binding; monooxygenase activity. The annotation marks the transcript as partial.